AUGAAGACCCUCAUCCUCCUACUUGCGCUCGCGCUCGCCACUAUGUUCACGGUCUACGCCACUCCAGUUCAGCCGUCACACGAUGCGCCACCAAACUUGCUUCGUGAUGUCGAAAUCCCAAGGAAGUGCGUCGUCUGCUGGCGCUUCAUCGCCAAAUGCACGAAAAACACGGGUCACAACCAGAAGGUCUGCAUGAGGGAGAUGUGUGACAGGUGGAACAAGACGUGCAGCAAUUGUCGGGGUAUUGAUUGCCGCGAGAAGUAG
Trematosphaeria pertusa is the source of this 264-nucleotide messenger RNA. RefSeq lists its product as uncharacterized. NCBI's taxonomy places the organism in Eukaryota, Fungi, Ascomycota, Dothideomycetes, Pleosporales, Trematosphaeriaceae. The coding region runs from base 1 to 264 and encodes 87 amino acids. The transcript has 3 exons. The record is from RefSeq and is a predicted model, not a curated record.